Oppia nitens is the source of this 1525-nucleotide messenger RNA. Its product is annotated as NDP-glycosyltransferase YjiC-like. The transcript is spliced from 2 exons. The record is from RefSeq and is a predicted model, not a curated record. Gene Ontology annotation, molecular function: UDP-glycosyltransferase activity. The coding region runs from base 124 to 1464 and encodes 446 amino acids. Lineage: Eukaryota; Metazoa; Arthropoda; Arachnida; Sarcoptiformes; Oppiidae.
UGUUUGAAAACAUAUAAAUAUAAAUAAAUUUUGUAAUUGAGAAAUUAAACUAUUGUUUUUUUUUAAAAAAAGUUAUUUAAUUUAUUUAGAAAAAAUUAAUUAAUAUAAUAGUCUUUUUUAUUAAUGAAUAAAACCCAGAAAACAGCAUUAUUUUCGGUGUUGGCCGGUGUCGGUCAUGUCAAUGCCUGUAUAGCACUGGGACAGCGGCUACUGGACAGCGGCAACUAUCGGGUAGUGUUUGCCGUCAACGAGCAAUGGAAAGGUAAACUACUGGUGUAUGGCUUCGAGGAGAUCAUUGCAGAGGUUGACAAACCCGAUGAUAGUGAUGAUGACGAUAAUAAUAAAAAAAAUAGUAAUCCGGCCAAACAUUUUGCCAGUAGACUCUUGGACACGGGUUUGUUUGAGGACAAGUCACCGGUGGAAGUGUUGAUAACAGUAGAAACAAAAAUAUUGAAUAAAUUAGAUCCGGUUAAACAUUUAGACAAACAAUUGGAAACAGUUAUCCAAGAUAUCAAACCCGAUGUCAUACUAUUGGAUCAGUUUUAUUGUUUGCCAUCAGCCGAGUUGUCUGGUAUACCAUUGGUAUGGAUAUGGAGUGCCGGUCCAUUGUUUAUCAAUGAUGACGAUAGACUACCGCCCUCUCAAUCAGGUUAUUCAUGUACUAGUGAUGAAAAACUAUGGCAAGAGUUUAGAAAAAUUAAAUAUAAUUUGAUUGAAGAAAAAUGGAAAGAAUGGAAUGAUUACAUCAUAUCGAGAGGUUGUCUACCAUUGCUCAGGGAUCACGACUUAACCACACAACACAAAUGGCCGACAAUAUAUGGUUUUCCGAAAGAGCUGGACUAUACUGAUAUCGUGCCGUUACGUAAAAAUUACAUACCGUUUGAUAAUCUUAUGCGCCGUGAAGUAAAUAUUGAAAAAUUUGAAAUACCAGAGCAAUUGCGAGACAAACCGGGAAAACUCAUAUACUUUUCGUUGGGAUCUAUGGGCGCCGUUAAUGUCGAUAAUAUGAAACGAUUAGUCGCUAUAUUAGCUAAAUCAAUGCAUAGAUUUAUUGUAUCGAAAGGACCGUUAGGUGAUGAGUACGAACUGCCGGACAACAUGUGGGGUCAGUCAACAGUGCCACAGGUAUCAGUGUUGCCGUUAGUCGAUUUGGUCAUAACUCACGGCGGAAACAAUACGACUACCGAAACGUUUAAUUACGGAAAACCUAUGAUUGUGUUACCACUGUUUGCCGAUCAGUUCGAUAACGCACAGAGAGUUCAGGAUCUGGGUUUAGGUAUCCGUUUGAAUGCCUAUAAGUGUACGGAUGAGGAACUGUUGACUGCCAUUGAAAAGCUAUUGAAUGACAACGAGUUGAAUGAAAAGUUGCAGAAAAUAUCACAACGAAUCCAAUCGGAUAAUAGUUUAGACAAAUUUCCACAAAUUAUUGAUAACUAUUUGAAAGAUCCGUCAAUUUAUUUAUAAUAAUUUUUACUUAAUCUUAUUGCUACUGAUAUUUAAAAACAUUAUACAAUAUAUACAGUUA